UGUUGCGAAGAAUGGUCGUUUGGUUUGUGACUGCAUAGAAGAAAAAAAAACAGUUGGUGGACUCAGCCGCAUACCAUUCGGGGACUACAUAGUUUAGACAUCAGAUAAUCCAACAUUAUAUAUCAUUAUAAAAUACCUUCUCUGUGAAUUGCAUUCGUCAUGGAAUCCUUCGAAUCGGAAUCGUUGCCAAAACAAGAUAUUCAAAAGGAGAUCAACAUUAUUCUGUUAGGCGAAACUGGUUCAGGCAAAUCAACUCUGAUAAACUAUCUGACCAAUUAUUUCCAUAACGGUAAACCAGGGAAUUUGAAAAUUGCCAUUCCCACGAAGCAUCAUGUGGCAACCGAGGGACUGAAACACCACGAAGACAACGUUCAGGAUGCUUCAAAAAGCCAAACUAGAGCAUGUGCUGUAUAUAACUUCAGAAAACAGGACACGAUUUUCAACUUCAUAGACACGCCAGGGCUCAGUGAUACCGAAGGGGUGGUACAGGAUGAUUUCAACAUUCAGCAAAUUAUGGGUGCUGCCGAGCAGAGCGGAUUGCUGACAGCAAUCAUUCUCGUUAUAAAUGGAACGCAAGCUCGAGCCACAGUAACACUACGCAACACGUUGUGUCUGUUGAGAAGCUCAAUACCAGACGUCCUUCUGCAGAACCUUGUCGUAGUUCUAACAAACUGUUCUGCAGCUUCCGUCAACUUCGAUAUGUCGCAUUUGAAACCUUGGACUGUUCCUGAGGCAAACGUUUUUCACAUGAACAACUGUGCCUUCAGUAGACCAGUAUCACAAUGGAUAAACAACGAGCGUAUGAAGAAAGCUGUGGAAAAGGAAUGGGAGUGCUCAAUGGAAACCAUCGACGAAUUGAUCCAGAACUUGACGCAGCUUGGUGGCAAAGCGACCGAAGCAUUCACACAAAUGCGCAUGAAAAGAGACAGGAUAAAAUCGCAGCUGCAUAGCGUCUUGCUAGAGGUGAAGAAAUUCCAGGGUCUUCAAAACGAACUAGAUGUUAUGAAAAUAACACAAAAGAGUAUAUCCACCGACAUCAAAAAAUAUUCCGACUACAAGCGCACGAAACAAGUGGAAAUAACGGAGUUUGAGCAAUGUGAUUACUAUAGUUCAAUCUGCUCUGUAUGCUCGAAUGCGUGCAGUGAAAAUGUGGCCAAUGUCAAUCCAUUCCAAUUAAUCAUUGGAACCGUACUGAAUGCAUUCCCGAAGCUUAAUAUGGCGUUUAACAUGAUCAACUCGUUUUUAUCUUUUUCUGAACCGCUAUGCAACUGCAAUCAUCCCCUCAACAGACACUACAACGCGAAGGUUCGGCCAGUCAAGAAAACAAAUACCGUCGAAGAAAUUCUCCAAGAUGUGAAAAACGCCUAUGAUCAGAGCGUGAGAAAAAAUGAGGAAAUACAGUCUAAAAUCGGUAACCUGGACAGCGACAUCGCUGCAGUGAAAUAUGUUCUCGAUGGAAAAGAAGCAGAAAUUCUGCAGUGCUGUCACGAGCUCAAGAAUCUCUGUUCGCAGUUUAACUUUGUGGACGAGCUCCAGGGUAUCUUUGACAUCAUGGAGAGAGAUGCCCGCACGCUUACCUCUACGGUGGCAAGGACCGAUGCCGAGAAAAGAAUUAGAAACAUCAAACACGUGGCCGAUACGCUGUCAAGCGCUGGGAAGGGUGGCUAACGCAACACAAUUUACGGGUGGCGAAAUUAUCAUACAAAGGUCUAAAAUGUUUAUGUUGUAAAAGAAUAUAAAUUACAAUAUUCGUGCGCCAUCUCAAUUUAAGAUUUUUCGGGCCAACGGUCCUAGCUUUUAUAUUUGUAUGUGAAAAUUGAAGCAAUUAUUUUCGUUGAAUUCUUAAAACCAAAACGUGUUAUCACGUAUUAUGAUAAUAUAAUUUUAAACUUCAAACGUCUUUUCAA
Aedes albopictus (Asian tiger mosquito) is the source of this 1907-nucleotide messenger RNA. RefSeq lists its product as uncharacterized. The transcript is spliced from 2 exons. Gene Ontology annotation, molecular function: GTP binding. The coding region runs from base 160 to 1668 and encodes 502 amino acids. NCBI's taxonomy places the organism in Eukaryota, Metazoa, Arthropoda, Insecta, Diptera, Culicidae. The record is from RefSeq and is a predicted model, not a curated record.